UGCCGCUCUCUCUCUCUCUCACACGUCCCCGACAGAAAGGAGCAGCUGAGCGACGACGUGCAGGAUGGAGGAGGAGGCUCCGUCCCGGCGCUCGGUGACUGAACUUGCAAGCAGAUUUAAAGGCUCGGCUCCUCCGCACGAUGCCAGUGGGAGUGAAACGCAGGAGAAGCCGGUCAGGCGACGACCUCCUCGUUCUUUACAGCUCCACAAAACUCACGGAGACGACCAGGAGCCUCCAGGUGUCAUCUCUCCUACCAAAGCCAAGAGGAACUCUGCUCUGAUCGAGAAGCUGCAGGCGAACCUCGCUCUCUCCCCCUCCCCCCUGCUGCCCUCUCCAAAGAGUCCGGGCUUCAGGCUGCGGUCUCCCUUCUUCGCCCCUCCCUCCCCCGGCUCCACCCUGGUCACCACAGUAACCACCUCCUCCACAGCGGGGACCCCCCCCAGCCCUACCCCCGCUACUGCUGCCGCCACCUCUCCAUUAACUGAGGAGGAAGGCCCCGCCUCCUUUGAAGCCCCUCCCACGGCGGGGGAGGGGUCCAUCCUGUCGAACACCAACAUCAAGGGCCGAGCUCGUCACUCCAUCCGGCGCCGCCCACCGUCCCGCCGCCAUAGGAAGUCCAGCAGCGGAGACGAGGUCGGCGUCGCCUUCGAGGGAGGGGACGUGUCUCCGAGCCCCCCCGCUGAACCGGAGGACAAAACAACCGCAGCAGCAGGAGUAGAGGAAGCAGAAGGUGAAGCAGACGCUGCAACGUCACCGGAGAAAAACGAAUCCCACGAAGAAGAGAAGGUCAGCGUGCAGCCCAGAGGAGGAGAAGAGAAGAAGAAGGGGGCGGUGGGGGGGGGGCAGGGAGACGGGUCAUCAGGGAGAAAGAGGGAGGAAAACUCUGCAGAGAAGCAGAAAGACGAGUCGAGUGACGGAGCGACAGACACCGACAGGCAAGAAGAAGAAAAGACGGGUCAGAGUUCAACCCUGGGGGGCCAUGAGGGAGAUCCUGCAGCAGCGCCUGUCUGGACACCGUGCAGACGGAUAUGAAACUGUCCCCGCGCUCUCUUUCCAUCUCUGAUGUGAAGACGUCACCAGUUUGUCUUGAAACUCCCGAAAACGAUUGAUGUGAAUUUGUUUUUCCUAAUCCUCGACUUUCACUCUGCAGCGCUGAUCUGAUGCUUUUUGUACUCAUGUUAUCUGGAUGUCUCCACAGCUGUCACUGCUAACGUGUGAUUUCAGUGUCACAAUAAGACGCAGCUGAAGCCUUAUAUUUGUUUUAAAACUGCACAAACACACAGCAGGUACAGCUUCUGUAGUGAAGCCUUUGAGUUUAAGUUGCAUAUUUCUGCUACGUUAAUGUUUAUCUGCUCUUUCAUUUCUGUUUUCUUUUCUGCUAAAUGACCUGUAAUGACCUGUAAUGUGAUGUGAUGUAAUGUAAUUUAGUAAAGAAAUGUUACUUGAGACAAAACGACACAUUUAUCCUGUAUUUUGUAGUAUUUUAAAGUAAAAAAAGACCCACAAUGUUCAUUUAUAUUUCUUUUCUGUGAUGUGAACUCUACAUAAUAAAUGAGACAAAAGCUGA
This is a messenger RNA of Cottoperca gobio, 1568 nucleotides long. RefSeq names its product duboraya (gene dub). Bases 65 to 1033 code for a protein of 322 amino acids. The record is from RefSeq and is a predicted model, not a curated record. NCBI's taxonomy places the organism in Eukaryota, Metazoa, Chordata, Actinopteri, Perciformes, Bovichtidae. The transcript is spliced from 7 exons.